AUGGGCUUGUUGGUUUUCGUCUUGCUUGUCUUCGUGUUGUGGUCCGAGGAGGCCUCCACCAUGCCUGUGCCUGUGCCGGAUGGCACAAAUGAUGAACUUCUCGGGGCAAAGAGAGUUCUUUCUGACCUCAUUGGGCAGCUGUUAUUCGGCAUGAUCUUCCUGGUAGCGUUCGCUGUGUUGUGUUACCGCUGCGCCGUUACAAAGACAACUUGGAAGUUUUGGUUGUGGGAUUGGGGAUGUCUUCGCCGUCUUCGUCGUCUUCGCCGUGCCACCGCCGCCGACAACAACAAUGAGCCAGUCCGGUUGGACAACCUCCAACCGGGAGAUAGCCGGAAUGGUAUCUCACCGGAGCAUGCUCCUUUGGAGCAGUAG
Molecule: messenger RNA, 372 nt
Organism: Talaromyces amestolkiae
Lineage: Eukaryota; Fungi; Ascomycota; Eurotiomycetes; Eurotiales; Trichocomaceae
Exons: 3
Coding region: 1-372 (123 amino acids)
Source: RefSeq, a predicted model, not a curated record